Messenger RNA from Topomyia yanbarensis, 7790 nucleotides. RefSeq lists its product as uncharacterized. Lineage: Eukaryota; Metazoa; Arthropoda; Insecta; Diptera; Culicidae. Gene Ontology annotation, molecular function: metallodipeptidase activity. Gene Ontology annotation, biological process: proteolysis. Bases 2820 to 6113 code for a protein of 1097 amino acids. The record is from RefSeq and is a predicted model, not a curated record. The transcript has 11 exons.
UCACCGCGGAUGGUGGGGCUUUUUCGCUUGGGUCGUGUUUCGAAGGGAUAACAGCGCUCGGUUUCCUCGGCACCUAGUGAUGGCAAAAGGACAGUUUGAAUGGAGUUAAGUGGUACGAUUUGUCGUUGGGCCUCGGUGCGGUACACGCAAGCGAGCAGUUGGAAACGCUUCUAGGCAUUGUUUGUUUGUGUGUGUGUGUGUUGCUCGGAGCUGUAAACAAACUUUCCAGAUAAGGUAAAAAUGGAACUAACCAGCUGAGCAGCGGGAGGCACGUUCUUUGAUGCUGGGAAUCCAACCGACAGUCACGAGUCACAAUUAUUUCAGCCUGUUCGGGUUUUUUUCUUUUUAUUAAAACCGUGUGUUCCCUGAGAAGGGAGGAAAAACUUCGAAAACAACGGAAAGCUAUUAUCCGGGGUGUUGGUCGGUGUUCGCUAUGUGACGUUGAAACGGGGAAUGAAUCCGAGCGGAAGUUUUUUCCCUUGCAUUACAAUAAUAAUUCACAUUAUAUUGUUAUCGUUUGAAAACGAGAGUUGAGAGGUUGUGCGGAGACGUUUUCAUGGUGUGGUAUGGUUGAUGGUACUGAUCACCCCCAAUGGAAAAACUUCUUGUGAGAUUUUAGGAUUUUCGGUAUUUAGCAUAAGUAUGUAAAACUUGUCUGCUAUUUGAUACUAUCAUUACUGUUGAGGAUAUUAUUUUUAUAAGCGGAAAAAUAUAUUUAUGUGUAAAGAAAAAGUCUCAUCUGUAAAGUGCUGUGAGCUGAAAUAUUAUCCACGAGGCAAACCAAAUGGUAGCAUAAAAUAUGCAUAUUCGGUGUCGGAAUAAUAUGCAAUAAGCUGUAUUAUGGCAGCUCCAAAUGAUGGCAAUAAUCAUGGUGUGAUGAUGAUGUGUCAAGCUGUUUAGCGUUCUUGAGCUCGUUGGGAGCUCGUUCAUUCGCUGCGUCAUACAACGGAACGCAAAAACAAGACAAAAGGACAAUCUCGCGCGCAAGGCGACAGUAUAAAGUGUCGGGCUAAGCGUUUAAUAAAAGUCAUAACUCAGCAGAUUCUCUGCGUCAGUAAAGUGUUUAAAUUAAAAGCUUCCUCGGAGGAUUGUGCCAUCAAGUGAUUACCCGACUACGAAGAAACUGUGCAUUAGUGGAAAGAUAUUGUCCCCGUGGGGGUGGGUUAGCCGAAGAAAGGAGUAAAGCAUAAUCGUAAAGUGAAAUUUAAUCCUUAGAGUGCUCUGCUUUCAAUGUCCGUACGGAAUUCUGUUUAGCAACAAACAGUGCACAAACCAUAAAUAUCAACGAACGAAAGGACAAUACUCACGAAAUAGUCCUCCCGUUCGCCCAACCUACGUUGCUAUACAUUGGUUACUCUUCUACCGUGAAACGAAAUCCUGUUGUAUAAGUGUGUAUCUAGACACCGUUGCUUUCGCUGUCGAUGACCAGUCAACAAAGUUCUGAGAAUCUGACAUCCACCAGCAGGUUUGCACUAACCGGCUGAAACUGCCAUCCGUACGGUUUUUCACCAUCCACACCAGGAUUACGCGUGAUAAUGCAGUGGACCAUAUCUUCUACGGUUUUAUGAGCACUUUUUCGGAUUUCUCUACGUAAAAGCGUCAGUAAAAGUCAACGGCAGCAUUGAUGAGGACGACAACGACGACGACGACGACGGCCGCUUCAUUGCACCAUUUGUAUCGAAUCGAAGCCACGGUGGUACUUACGGCAGCAUCCGGACCAGACCGAAACACACGUACGAUUGGGAAUCGACUGCAUCAUCAUCGUGCUUCCACCGUAUAGGAGACGGUAGUAGCUCUCCGUUCGGCGCGGCUGGGUUGCAGAAAAACAAGUUAACCAGAAACCAAAACAACUAUUCUUCCUCACCACAGGCCAAACGAGAUGGGGAGCGGACUCUGCGUCUGCGAGCUGCCUGCAGUGCAAUGAAGGGUACUAAUUUCUAAGAGUGGUACGCCCCGCAGGGAGCCUAGAAUUCGAGCAGAAAAACACCGUAAACCGUACAGUCUCCAGCACAAGCACGGUACGAGUAACCUUUUCAGACGUCGAGCAGCGAGUGGUUUCGGAUUGCUUUUGUCAGUGAGGAAAUGCCAACAACAGAAUCAAAGUUUGUUAGUUCUACCAUCGGGACGGUCCCGGAGGGGACCACAAGCUGGAACGAUCCAAGAAGCAAACAGUCAGAAAAUAUGGCACUAGGGCAGCGGGGACAUAACAUAAUAGUCAAAAAGUGGUUCGACAAAUAACCCACCUUUGGGGCUUGGUUCAGGUCGGGAAGUAGCAAGAUGUACGAAAAAACACAGUUAAAUCUAGAAUAUAGGGAAUGAAGUGUACCACCUCAGCAGGAGAUAUUCGAAUGCAAAAAAAAGAUAAUACAAAAGAAACGACCAAGCUUAGGUUUUGGCAAGCAAAAAAAAAGGAUGCCGUUUCCGGUUGUUCUUUUUAUUUUACAUAUUCAAUUGUGAAGUGUACCGAGCGGAAGGUGGUUGGGAUCCAACUGCAGACCGUCCGGUAAAUUGUCGGUGGGUUUUUUUUUCCUACUUGACAAACAGCGGUAGAGAUAGGGGAAUACGGAUUCGAGUCUCACGGGUGAUGAAAUUCAAUAAUAUAGCAGCAAUACGAUAUCGUAAUAGAUAGUGAAACCGUUGCUCGAAUGAUUUUUUUUUUUUCAUUUUUGUGACCUUUUCCUUUGAUUCGUCACCAACUCAACAGGGUAGGUGUGUCGAUAGUGAAUAUUGAAGCAGUGAAUACAUUAGCAGUAUGUAAAUUGAAAAUGUUGAUGUUAACAGAUUUUUGAAACAAGUGUCCAAGUGCAAACAACGGUAUAAUGACCGACGUCAACCGCAGUACGCAGGCUUAUCUGAAGCACAACGGAAGAAUCGAAUCGGGCCCAAACGCUUCCAGUACGCUGAAGCGUAACAAUAGUUAUCAUCAACGAUUAAAAAAAUCGUACGGUGAGUGCGAAUACGCUGUCAACAACAAUAACAACAACAACAAUGGUCAGCAAUCAGCGAUCAGGAAUGGCACGGAAUCGAUAAAAUGGAAAUCCCUAAAGCCGGAGCCACCAUCUCAGCAGGGUGCGAAACCGGUGGCCACUGUCAAAUCAGGUACGUCGGCUGUCGCUAUCGGAUCGGCUGAUGAGUUUAAACGCUUUCACAUGCUGCGCAACAGCUACGGCGGAAAAUCCAAUUUAAAUGUAAAUAGCCUCAACGAGUCCACAAUAAAAACGCAAGUUUUGCUUCAUCAGCAAAGGCUCAAAGAGUACAGCCGACAUGCUGCGGACCAGAACAAUGAUAGCUACUCGACCUGUUCCUCGUCCCAAUCGGACUAUCAGCAUCCACUGCAUUCGCACAAACAGCUCCAUCGAUACCGGCACCAGCAUCCUCAGCAGCAGCAGCAGCACCCCCAGACACAGCAAUAUCCGGUGUCGGCGACGGUGGCAGCAACUGCCACCCUGACCCGACCCGGUAAUAAUGGAAGCUCCUCGAUCUUGAAGAACAAGGACGCCAACAACGGUGGAAGUGCCAAGAACUCGCUCAGGCGUGGUGCCGGAGGAUUAAGCACAUUAUCGCUGUGCAGCUGUGACGCCGAUACGGAGAUAAUACCGAAUCCAUUAAGGCCAUUAUACCAGUACAGUUUGGAUAGGAAGAAUCCACGUCAGCACACCUAUACGUGCGAGCAGAAUGCCCAGAUUCUGCUGCGUCUCGAAAAGGACCGCCACCGGAAGUACGGGUCCUCCGGAAAACUGGAUGAACCAUUCGUGGAGGAUAUGAUACCACCACCGCCACCGCCUCUCAACCGUCGACCGUCAUUCGGUUACAGUUGCAUUCCACAACCGUUGGCUAAUGAGGUUGGCGGCCUCGGUGGAAUUCAUCAGCAGCUCCAACAGCCAUCGGUCAGUCUAGCUAACGAUCUGACCUCUACGGUCACUGGCAACAAUGGCAUCAUUAAUAAUUAUCCCUCAAAUCAGCCGGACUUGUUCAAUUUCGCAUCAACCGCUGGCAACAACGGAGGCACAAUUGGUGCACACACUCAACAGAGCCAGGCAAACUGUUUUGGAACUGGUGACUAUGGUUCGACACUCAAAUCGACGUUGAGAAAUAAAUCAACUAGCCGGGUGCUAUCCAAUGGGGAAACUGCAACCGCGAACAACGAUGCCGGCAAAGUCAAGCCAAAGCUGAAAAAGAGUGGCUCAAACUUUGACAUAAUGAAUAAUGGCACAUUUAGUGACCCCAUUGCGGAUGACUUGGUCAGCGGAGGGAACGGCACAAUUCCGGUGAAACAGUUUCCUCCCUACUACUUCGACGAUAACUAUCUCAAUCACAGCUUGCACCAACAUUUCUACUACCAAAAUCCGGACGGAAGCUUUCCCGUCAGUAGCAUAAAGAAUGACACCGAGGGUCAACUGUACCUGUUUCACCACGAGCCGGCAUCCUACAUUCCGAACUACGACACAUUAAACCUCCCGUCGAAGUACAACACUAUCGGGCCGAGCGGAAGCGGAGACAGCAGUGGCCACAUGAUUGGCGGCGACUAUAUCGAAAACAGCAAAUAUCAUCACGCUAGCUCAUGCAACCUAAAUCAGUUUAGUACGACGAAGAGUAAUCUCAUUAGCAGCCAUCAGCACCACAUCUCCAACUCGAUCAGUAAUUUUAACUUCAAUCCUUCGCAGUAUUUCGGAACAGGGUUGGACCCGGCUCCAGGUGCCACCAUCAUCGGUGGUCCCGGGGGUUUGGGCGUCAUCGGGGGCGACGGGUUCACGUCGACUAUCAGCCUGAACGGGGGUACGCCCAGCAAGCAGCAGCACGCCUGGAAGCACCGACAGUGUCCCAGUAGAGGGUCCAGCAGCACCGGUUCGGGAUCGUCAAAGUGGGAUCUGCCUUCGCGACAGUGGCUUGCGGUGACCUCGAUCCUGCUGAUAGCCGGUGCUGCCGGUGUGGCCGUCCCGUUUGCCUUGAAGGUUUCGGCCGGGGCACCGCUCGACGAACGGCUCCAGGUCGCCACCCAGCUGCUCGAUACAGUGCCUUUAAUCGACGGCCACAACGAUCUGCCGUGGAACAUUAGGAAGUUUUUGCAUAAUCAACUCAACGAGUUCCGAUUCGACGACGAUUUGAAGCUGGUAUCACCCUGGUCGAAAAGUGCUUGGAGUCAUACCGAUUUGCAAAGACUGAAACGCGGCCGGAUAGCUGCACAGUUCUGGGCCGCGUACGUGCCCUGUGAGGCACAGCACAAAGACGCCGUGCAGAUUACGUUGGAGCAAAUUGAUGUAAUUAAAAGACUGACGGAACGCUACUCACCGCAUCUAACCGCUUGCACCUCGGUUCACGAUAUUUUAGAAGCGCACAAAAACCAUCAAAUGUGUUCACUAAUUGGAGUCGAAGGAGGUCACUCACUGGGUGGAUCAUUGGGUGUCCUGCGGAUUUACUAUGCACUCGGCGUCCGCUAUAUGACCCUAACGUCAACCUGCCACACACCUUGGGCGGAUUCGAGCAACGCAGAUGCACCCAAGUACGACGUCAAGCACGGUGGUCUCACGGCAUACGGGAAGACCGUCAUCCGGGAGAUGAAUCGCCUCGGUAUGAUAGUGGAUCUAUCGAAAUCAUCCGUCGCUACGAUGAAGGACGUCCUGGCGACCUCACAAGCACCGGUCAUAUUUUCCCACUCAUCGGCCCACGCCCUGUGUAACUCGAGCCGGAACGUGCAGGACUCGGUGCUGGGGCUGGUGACGAAAAAUCGCGGCCUGGUGAUGGUUAACUUUUACAAUAAAUUCCUCAGCUGCAGCGAGAAUGCCUCGGUCCAGGAUGCAGUAGCGCACAUAAAUCAUAUCAGACAGAUUGCCGGGAUCGAUCACGUGGGACUCGGCGCCGGAUACGAUGGCAUUAAUUUCACCCCGAACGGCCUGGAGGACGUGAGCAGCUAUCCAAGACUUUUUGCCGAGCUGCUCGGCGAUGGAUGGACGGCCGACGAGCUGGAGAAGCUGGCCGGGCGCAAUCUGCUCCGGGUGCUGGAGGAGGUCGAAAAAGUUCGCGAGAACCAGCGGCUGUCCGGUGUACGGCCGUACGAGGACAUUCCGGUGGCGUUACGGGCCGACGAGCACUUCAACUGUACCACCAACAGUUAAUGAACUGUAGUACCACCUGCAGCGAUCACUCCUGAACCCGCCUAGCUGUGACUGUGAAGUGAGAGUGGGUAGUAGACGACCCUCGCCUAACGUUGGCGUUGGCAGGCAACCGAAAGUGGGUGUCGUCAUGCUGCUACAGAUUGCACUCCAAGAUCUGGCCUCGAGUUGGUACAUUUUAGAUUUUUAGGCGAAAAUGUAUAUUUUUCGACGAAGUGAGAAAUGCCUUUUUACGUAUAUAUUUAAUGGAGGUAGAUAAAAAUGUUCCGUUUUUUCAGGUUUGAAAAUUAUCUCCUCGUAAACAGAGCAUUAUAAUGAAAUGAGUGUUCUGUAAUAAUGAAAGAGGCGGGAAAAUCUAGCGUUAAGCAUAAUCUGGGAAAAUGAAAAAAAAAAUGCCGGGUGAAAAAUAAACCAACAGUAACCAGUGCCGGGCAGUGAUCAUUUUUUUUAUUUCUCACUGCAAAGUGAUUUUUCUCGCUGGAUGCGGUCCGUGGAGCGAGCAAAAAAAAAAUAAUUAAAAUACCCACAUUAGUGAUUAAUGAUUAAAUCUGCGGGUGAGCGACCGCCCGGGAGCCUCGCCUGAUGCCUGGUCAGAAUCCAACGAUAUUUUUCAUUAUUAUUUUAAACUACCUUGCAGAUAUUUUUUUCAUGGAUGGAGAUUAUCAUCAAACAUUUAAAGUGGUUUUGUGAACGACUUUAUUUUACUCGGAAAAUAAGCAAAGUUCAAUGGAGUAGCUGAGAUAAACUGUCGAAAUGAUAGGGUCUGCUUCAGUAAACCUCUUUAAUUUUAAUGGAGCGUAAAAGUUGACUUGAAACUUAGAGCGUAGACUGACGGCAAUCGAUAUAUAAAUCAAACCCUUUUGAAUAAAUUCCCGACUUUUAAAUGUGACACUUUUUAGCCGACCUAUACUGUGGAAUGUAGGUAACUUGAAACGCAAUAUUUAGUUAUUCAUUCAGCUUUGUCCAGUUUUUUUCACUGAAGGUUUUACUCGUCCGACAUUUUCGAUAGAAAUUUCUAAGCGGUUCUAAUACCAAGAGAACGAUUGAAAAUUUCUACCAUAUUUUUCAAUUUAAUCAGGAGAGUAGAAAGGGGUAAUGUCAUGCGUUCUGUUUUGACGUGGAUGUAUAGCUGUAUUUUUGACUUAUUAUGGCUAGUAAGCAUUCGUUCGAACAAUGAUCACAUUUAUGUGAAACGACAUUUUUAAAAGAAUAAAUCAUAUUGGUGUAGAAUUGUAGGGGGUGGUUUGGUUCAGUGUAUUCAUAACGAUUAGUUGUUUACAUCAAUCGUCUCCAGCUAUUUUCAAUUUUUUACGAGAUUUGUGAAGCUUUAUUGUUGUUUAGCGUAUCAAUCGACUGGGAAUUUUGUUUAUACUGUUGUUUGCGCAGUGUAAAAGAGCCUCCUGUUUGCUUUUAUGUUGCGAAAAACCCAUCGAAGAAUGCAAUCGAGUGAACUUCUGCGACUUAACCACCAAAAUUUUCUACCGAAUGCAGUGCCAUCUGUAUUUUAUUGUCUGCAUUCUCAAAAGAGAUUAUAACUACUAGAGAGAGCAAAGCGCUACUGUCUCCAUGUAUUUACGGACUGAAACAUGGGGUCUCGCUCUAGCAUGUUGUAUCCCAUUACUUUGACAUGUGUGUACCCGGGGCAAGAGGUGUCAAACUAAUGGGCCUAGCAUAUGUGAG